Gastrolobium bilobum is the source of this 804-nucleotide messenger RNA. RefSeq names its product (-)-isopiperitenol/(-)-carveol dehydrogenase, mitochondrial-like. The record is from RefSeq and is a predicted model, not a curated record. The transcript has a single exon. Bases 7 to 804 code for a protein of 265 amino acids. Gene Ontology annotation, molecular function: oxidoreductase activity. Lineage: Eukaryota; Viridiplantae; Streptophyta; Magnoliopsida; Fabales; Fabaceae.
CUAAAAAUGGCAGAAUCUAUACUCACUAACAGCGGUCUCAGGUUAACAGACAAAGUAGCCAUAGUCACCGGAGGUGCCAGUGGCAUCGGCGAAGCGACGGCGCGUGUCUUUGCCGACCAAGGCGCGCGUAUGGUGGUGAUCGCUGACAUCCAAGAUGAGCUGGGCAAUCAAGUGGUUGCAUCCAUAGGCACCCACAGGUGUACCUACGUCCACUGUGACGUGGCAGACGAAGAUCAAGUCCAAAACCUCGUUCAAUCAACGGUUAAUGUUUAUGGAAAACUCGACAUCAUGUUCAGCAAUGCUGGUAUCCUUAGUCCCUCUGAUCAGACCGUGACUGAACUCGACAUGUCCCAAUUUGACCGUUUAUUCGCGGUCAAUGUUCGUGGAAUGGCGGCGUGCGUGAAACACGCGGCGCGUGCCAUGGUGGAGAGGAGCGUGAGGGGAAGCAUAGUGUGCACGGCGAGUGUCGCUGGGAGCCACGGCGGGGUGAAGUCGACGGACUAUACAAUGUCGAAGCACGCGGUGUUGGGGCUGAUGCGUUCGGCGAGUGUGCAGCUUGCGGUGCAUGGGAUAAGGGUCAACUGCGUUUCACCCACCGGGUUGGCAACACCAUUGACGUGUAAAAAGAAAGGGAUGAGCGAGGAGAAGGUGAAAGAGUUUUAUGCGCAAAAUGCGAGGCUGCAAGGAGUGGUCCUCACGCCCAAACACGUGGCGGACGCAGUGUUGUUUCUGGUCUCUAAUGAGUCAGAGUUUGUCACUAGUCUAGAUCUUAGGGUGGACGGUUGCUUUAAUUACGGAAGAUGA